Molecule: messenger RNA, 1500 nt
Organism: Aedes albopictus (Asian tiger mosquito)
Lineage: Eukaryota; Metazoa; Arthropoda; Insecta; Diptera; Culicidae
Exons: 2
Coding region: 347-1387 (346 amino acids)
Molecular function (GO): zinc ion binding; nucleic acid binding
Source: RefSeq, a predicted model, not a curated record
AAUAUCUUACAAUUCAGCACACAUCUAUUCAGCACUGUCAUAACCACAGGGCAUUAUCAGCUAGCUAGUAGGUCCGAGUCCGCCAGUCUAUGAGAAACUGUAUUAUCUAUAACUAAGAAUAAAGAUUGUUGUUAUGGCUACCGUGUACUGAAAUAACGCUUUUCAUUGAGAAUCGGACAAUUAUUACAUGGUGUCAGAGGUGGAAUAAUUAUUCCCAGUCGUCGGAAUUCGAAAGUGUCGGUUCCGGUAAAUCGGGUCGUCGUCGAGGAUAAGUUGGAAUCGUUCCUUCGGCGGAAAUAUAAGCUGAAAAGAAAGUGGCAAAUUCGGCCGGCAGAGGAAACAAAACAUGGCGUCGAUGGAGCUUCGUUUGCCCAACCCGCUGGACUGUGCCAACUUAGCAACAGAGUGGCCAAAGUGGAAACAGACGUUUUUGAUCUACAUGAUCGCCAACAAACGGGAUGGUGACUCCGAACAGAGUAAAAUCGCCACAUUCCUGUGGUUGAUCGGGCAGCGUGGAGUUGAAAUAUUCAAUACUCUGUUUCCGAACGAUGGGAGCUUCAAUGGAAUGUUCGGUGCGGGUGGUGCUCAAAUUGCUGCUGCUGCCGGUGGUGUAGUUGGUGCUGUUGCGGGCGGAGUUGGUGCUACUGUGGGCGGUUCUGCUGCUGUUGCGAGUGGAGUUGGUGCUGCUGUUGUUGGAGGUGGUGCUGGUGUUCCUGCUGGUGGUGGACGAACAUUGGCUGACGUUAUCAAGGCCUUCGACGACUACUGUUUGCCAAGGAGAAACGUCACAAUGGAAGCAUUCAAAUUUAACAUGAUCGUCCAAAAGGAGAAGCAAUCAUUUGGGAACUUCGAAACUGAACUGCGAACCCAGUUGCAGUACUGCGAAUUUGAGUGCACGAACUGUCACACAUCUUACGCGGAUCGGUUGCUGCGUGACCGAAUAAUAGUGGGAGUGCAGGAUAAGAAAUUGCAGUUGAAGUUACUUGAUGGUAAAGACGAUCCACUAGGCAAUGUUAUUGAAACGUGCAAGGUUUUCGAGGCUGCUGCGGCUAAUAAACAGUUACUGGAUCGGAAGUGCGGAAACGCUGAAAUCAAAUCGGUGGUCGAGCAAACGCAGGAUACAGGAGAUAACGCAGAGCUUCAGGAGGUAGCAGCUGUAAAACGUACUUGUUACAACUGUGGUCAAGCAUUCAACGGUCAGCAUUUCCGUCAUUGCCCGGCAAUCAACAUCAGGUGCAACAAGUGCGGCAAGAUUGGGCAUUUCCAGAAAUUUUGCAAAGCAGGAGGAGGAGCAGACACUUCCAAGGGAAGGCUACAGAGGACGGACGACAAGAAGAAGACUGCAGUGAAGACAGUAAGGUCAAUUGACUGGCGUGACUCAGAGUAAAUUUGAAUGAUCGAGUUGUUGAGCGUGUGAGAUGGAUGAAAACAUUUCUCAUUCAGGAUUGGCCGAUAACAUUCAAGCUUGACACUGGGUCUGAUAUCAACUGUGUACCCUUG